GGCGGUUAUGUUAUGAAAAAACGUUAUGUUUUGCUAUAAUUAUGUCAAUGUUUCAAUAUUUCAAAGUUAGACAAGAAGAGGCAAAAUUUUAACUCAAACUUCGUGCAUAUAUAAAUAAGUUUGACAUCAAAGUCGAUUGAUUAUCAAAUUACACUUUCGCUGGAUUUUUUACAAUUUUUAUUUGGCUGGCUGAGGAUCGAAAUUUUGAUGUGAAAUCAGUAGCACUCACUGGCAGGAGAUGAGGCGGCAGAGGCGCUGCAUGGAGGUGUAUAACUUCGGUGAAACGAAAUUCAGUAGCCGAAGAUCUUGCUCAUGCACUCGAGCUCUAACUUUACCGUGUUUUGGACCUAGAACCUAAAACUUGUGUCGAUCCACAACGAACAUUUACAAUAAACAAUCUUGUACAAUAAACCGAUGUAUAAAUUUAAUAUCCAUUUCAAAAAAUUAUGUUUAGCAAAAUGCACGAUAAAAGUGGCUAGAAACAGGAAGAAAACCGAAUGUUUUGCCAAUACAAUGACUUCCGUAGAAGUUUGCCGGUGAUGACAUUGCACUGAAGAGCAACAUUUUCUCAUGAACCGCAGUAAUUCCAGAGGAAGUCCUCAAGAUGUCGCCUAGAACAGUCUCUUUCGGCUGCAUACUGAACCUGUUGAGAGGCGAUGGAGUGUUCCAGUUCACGUGGAUGGAGAUGCUGUUCAUUCCCCUGAUGUUGUUCUCGUACACGUUUGGCUACGCCGUGUCCGUCGUGAUUGUCGUGCAGAAGGAGAUCGUCGAGACGCCCACCGACCACCGCCAUCUAUACGCCGUACUGCUCGUGCUGGGGCACUUGACAGCUGGCAUCGUCAACGUGAACUUUCAUCUCCAAGAUGUUCGCCGCGGCUCAUCGACCCCCCAGUUGUUGCUGCAUUGCUGUCUCUGGCCCGUCUCACCUCUGAUCAGAUAUGCAAGAGCAACAAGGUUUGGGCUGCGGGAGAAAAAAGAUCCAGCGCAAGGAAUACGGUUCCUGGACGAGAGUGCAAAAGCAGGUUUGCUGCGCCUGUGUGACUCCCUCGUCUGCGACUUGCCCUUCCUGGUCCUGCUGAUGUGGGACGACCUCUGGGCCCAGCCAUUGGACUGGGUCAGCAUGGUGGGAGGUGAUCCAUCAUUGCCUCCACCUCCUCCCAUGAUGCGCUGGAAAAUAUUCCGGUUCCUUUUCCUGCUCUCCAAAGUCGCUCAAACCGUGGCUUUCUGCUCUGUGAUUUUGAAGCGUCAGUACCACCACCGUCACGCAGAACGAUACAAGCACGUAGCCUCUGCCGUCGCUCGGCAAGGCAGACUGAACUUCUUUGCAACGCUGCUGCUCUUCGCUUCCCAACUCACUUUUACGGCUUCUCGAGUGCUGGGUUAUUCAAUGGCAGUGACUGGCUGUGGCGCGUGGCUAUUGGCAAUAGUGGCUGUCAGGUGGCUGGCCCACGCCUUGUGGCACUCUGCGUCGGUCAAACCUCCCAAAACAACAAGCCUGACUAGUUCGUUGAUGCUUGGGGCGGUUUGGCUGCUUGGAUUAACUAACCCCUUCGGCGAGGCGCAGUUCAGAAGGUUCCUUCUCUACGCGACGCUCGCUUCAGCAGAGUCCGUCGUUUGCGUGAUCAUAUGGGCCCAGUCCCCUGUGUACCCACCCUUCCAUGACAAUGCGCCAUUCGUCCUGCUCGGGACGUUUUUGCUGUGGUUAGCCUUCCAUUGUACGCGGUACGCCUUCUGCCACGCCAGCCAGCCGAAGGCGCCGUCUUACCGACAACUCUCGUGCUGCUCCAAAACCCCUGAAGGCAUCACCGACGCCCUGCAGGUGCAGUUCUCCGGCACACAGGAGUGUGCAGCUCAAACUCAAGACCCCGAAGAAACCGUCCAGCUUUGCAAUGAUUCAAGCUGCCGAAUAGACAGUGAUGACCUAGAGGAUAUUGAUGAUCGCAGUGAUGAACACGAUGAUGCUUGCCAAAAUAAUUGCAAGUACUAAAUACAACCUGACCAGUGUUUGGGAGAGAACGUACAGAGGCUAAUUAAAAUGUACUGUUAUGUCUCCAGUCUUGAGUGUUCAAUGGUUAGAGGUGAGCAAGACCCCAAUAUUUCAGUGUGUAGGUGGUAGAGAUUUCUUGAGCGAGCUGUAUUUAUUUAUACAACGCUCCAUCUAUCAAUGACAUGAAUGUAUUUGAAUAAUUACAAUCACUAAAAGUUUCAAUCACUUUGCAGUAUUAGUAAACAGGAUGCUGAGGGAACUGUACCGGAUGCUGAGGAAUUGGUAUAAACUGUUUAUGCUGAAGAAACACCCCAAACUGCAUAAAUUUUUCAGAAAGCCCCGAAUUGAACAUUGGUUCAUGCACAAGUGUAUAUUGCCCAGUUGCUCGAUCUUGCGACGAGACGAUCUCGCGCCCAGAGGAGUGGAGGACAUCUCGAAACCACGCACGUAACCUUCCUAUAAUCUCUACUUCUUGCUAUAAGCCCAAUAUUAAACUUAUUUUCAAACUUAACAAAUACGAAAUAAGUGUAAUACGAUUUGACGUCAAAUUUGCAGACAAAAAUUACGUCUUCAUAGAAGUCUGACCAUUGACAACAUAUUCGAUGUGACCAUCUGUUGACACGCUCAAGUUAGUAAGUUGGCUGGCGGACAAACCUAUUUUCUAGCAUUACUCGUGCGAUACUGAGUGUAGGUGUGCUGAUUUAGCUUAUUAAAGUUAAUGGGCAGAAAUAAAGAUACAAUUGAUCGGUAAACGUUUAUGGUCACUAUAUAUAUUUAGUCCAAUUUUUGUCCACCUGAUUUUCGCAGGUCAGUGCGCUUAUAGAUAAUCGAAAAGAGCUAACAGUCUUGAGCGGACGAUGAUAUUGCUGCAGCAGAAGCUCCUUGAUCUGCUUACGUAUAGUGAAAUCACCGUAUUUAUCUGGCAAUUAUACUUUGUUAGUAGGUAAUUUUAUUACUUAACAUUAGUUAUUUUUCAUCAUUAUCAAAAAAUCUUUUUUGACUUAUUGAAUCUAAAACCUUCAAGAAGCAUCGUUGGAUACAUUCAGGUUUACCUCGCGCCAUUGGGUCAUACAUUACAGCGAUGUUCGUGAUGAGUUUACGACCGUCCCUGAGGGUGCGGUGUUACAGUGAGGUCCUCCAUACGAUAGGGUUAGAGAAAUAGUGCUAUUAAACUUUGGAAUUUUAUAAAUGCAAUUUUGUGAGAAAGGCUAAUUUCAUUUCACAAAAGAAAGAAAGAAAGGCUAAUUUCAUGAUAAGAUUUGUUAGCAUGUAAGACCUUGCCACUUCUAUAAAGUUAUAAAGUUUGUCACUGCUUCUGCAUAGCGUGGACGACGAAUUUAUUACCAAAAAUUAACAGAUAUCCGAUAUUUGCUUUGGGUCGUAGAAUCCUAAGAUCAGCGUUAAAAAAAGCAUUGUUCAUUUAAUUUUUUUCUGUUAAUAUUGAUUCGUUGAUGUCCUGUCCUGUUGAUAAUCAUUGAUAAGUGCUGGCAAAGGUGGCACUGAUAAAUAAGCGAAUGUCGUUCGCUUUAAUUAUGUGAGACACUUGGACGAGAAACCUGAUGCAAACUUUGAUGAAUGUUCUGGGUUAUUAAAUGUUUAAUAAAAUGUAAAUACUG
Messenger RNA from Hyalella azteca, 3603 nucleotides. RefSeq lists its product as uncharacterized. Bases 605 to 1987 code for a protein of 460 amino acids. The record is from RefSeq and is a predicted model, not a curated record. The transcript is spliced from 10 exons. Lineage: Eukaryota; Metazoa; Arthropoda; Malacostraca; Amphipoda; Hyalellidae. Gene Ontology annotation, cellular component: membrane.